CCGGGCUUCGGGGGCUGGAGCGGCCGCCGAGUAAGAGGUGGUGGUGCCGGCGGCCGGCUAGGGCAGGGUGCGGGCUUGGGGGCCAGGCACUGCGAAAGACAGGAGAAGUUGUCUUUUUUUCUAUUCCGCAGGGGCUGGUAGAGCCCGUGACUGAGCGGCAAGAUGAAUUUCCUCCGCGGGGUAAUGGGGGGUCAGAGUGCCGGACCCCAGCACACCGAAGCCGAGACGAUUCAAAAGCUCUGUGACCGAGUAGCUUCAUCUACUUUAUUGGACGAUCGAAGAAAUGCCGUGCGAGCUCUCAAGUCACUGUCUAAGAAAUAUCGAUUGGAAGUGGGUAUCCAAGCUAUGGAACAUCUUAUCCAUGUUUUACAAACAGAUCGUUCGGAUUCUGAAAUAAUUGGUUAUGCUUUGGACACACUAUAUAAUAUAAUAGCUAAUGAUGAAGAAGAAGAAGUAGAAGAAAAUUCCACAAGACAGAGUGAUGAUUUGGGAAGCCAGUUUACAGAAAUUUUCAUUAAGCAGCAAGAAAAUGUCACUCUCCUGCUAUCUUUAUUGGAGGAGUUUGAUUUCCAUGUCCGAUGGCCUGGUGUAAAGCUUCUUACUUCUCUUUUAAAACAACUAGGGCCUCAGGUGCAGCAGAUUAUUUUAGUCAGCCCCAUGGGUGUUUCAAGAUUAAUGGACUUAUUAGCAGAUUCCAGGGAAGUUAUACGUAAUGAUGGUGUCUUACUACUUCAGGCACUAACAAGAAGCAAUGGAGCAAUCCAGAAAAUUGUUGCAUUUGAAAAUGCUUUUGAGAGAUUACUAGACAUUAUUACAGAAGAGGGGAACAGUGAUGGAGGUAUAGUAGUGGAAGAUUGUUUGCUUUUGCUUCAAAACUUGUUAAAAAACAACAAUUCCAAUCAAAAUUUUUUUAAAGAAGGCUCAUAUAUUCAACGUAUGAAACCUUGGUUUGAAGUUGGAGAUGAAAAUUCUGGCUGGUCUGCACAGAAAGUGACUAAUUUGCAUCUCAUGCUACAGCUUGUUCGUGUACUGGUAUCUCCCACCAACCCUCCCGGUGCUACCAGUAGCUGCCAGAAGGCUAUGUUCCAGUGUCGGUUAUUGCAGCAGCUUUGCACUAUCCUUAUGGCUACUGGGGUUCCUGCUGAUAUCCUGACUGAGACCAUUAAUACUGUAUCAGAAGUUAUUCGGGGUUGCCUAGUAAACCAAGACUACUUUGCUUCUGUAAAUGCACCUUCAAACCCACCGAGACCAGCAAUUGUGGUACUUCUCAUGUCCAUGGUUAAUGAAAGGCAGCCGUUUGUAUUGCGUUGUGCCGUUCUCUAUUGUUUCCAGUGCUUCUUAUAUAAAAACCAAAAAGGACAAGGAGAAAUUGUGUCAACACUCCUGCCUUCCACCAUUGAUGCAACAGGAAAUUCAGUCUCAGCUGGUCAGUUAUUAUGUGGAGGUCUGUUUUCUACUGAUUCACUUUCAAACUGGUGUGCUGCUGUGGCCCUUGCCCAUGCUUUGCAAGAAAAUGCUAUCCAGAAAGAACAGUUGCUCAGGGUUCAACUUGCUACAAGUAUCGGCAACCCUCCAGUUUCUUUACUGCAACAGUGCACCAACAUCCUUUCACAGGGUGAUAAGAUCAACAGACGGGGAAGCAAAAUACAGACAAGAGUUGGAUUAUUAAUGUUGCUUUGUACCUGGUUAAGCAACUGCCCCAUCGCAGUAACGCAUUUUCUUCACAAUUCAGCCAAUGUUCCAUUUCUUACGGGACAAAUUGCAGAAAAUCUUGGAGAGGAAGAACAGUUAGUCCAAGGCUUAUGUGCACUUCUGUUGGGCAUUUCGAUUUACUUCAAUGAUAAUUCACUUGAGAGCUACAGGAAGGAGAAACUAAAACAACUUAUAGAGAAGAGGAUUGGCAAAGAGAAUUUCAUAGAGAAACUAGGAUUUAUUAGCAAACAUGAGUUGUAUUCCAGAGCAUCUCAGAAACCCCAGCCAAACUUUCCCAGUCCAGAAUACAUGAUAUUUGAUCAUGAGUUUACGAAGCUAGUAAAAGAACUUGAAGGUGUUAUAACUAAGGCUAUUUAUAAGUCCAGUGAAGAAGAUAAGAAAGAAGAAGAGGUGAAGAAAACAUUAGAACAGCAUGACAGUAUUGUGACUCACUAUAAAAAUAUGAUUCGCGAGCAGGACCUGCAGCUUGAGGAAUUAAAGCAGCAGGUUUCUACAUUAAAGUGUCAAAAUGAACAGCUGCAGACAGCAGUCACACAGCAAGUAUCUCAGAUUCAGCAACACAAGGAUCAGUAUAAUCUUCUUAAAGUACAGCUAGGAAAAGAUAGUCAGCAUCAAGGUUCUUACAGUGAUGGGGCUCAGAUGAAUGGCAUUCAGCCAGAAGACAUUGGUAGGUUACGAGAAGAGAUAGAAGAAUUAAAAGGGCAUCAGGAACUUUUACAAAGCCAACUGGCUGAAAAGGACUCUUUGAUUGAAAAUUUGAAAUCUUCUCAAACAUCACCGGGGGCAAAUGAACAGUCUUCAACAACGGCUUCAGCUGGAGAUUCUGAAGAAGUUGCAGAAUUAAAACAGGAACUGGCAACAUUAAAGUCUCAGUUAAACUCACAAUCUGUGGAGAUCACAAAACUACAGACAGAAAAGCAGGAGCUGUUACAGAAAACAGAAGCAUUUGCCAAAUCAGUUCCUGUAUCAGGAGAGAAUGAAACUGUAACAGCUGCAAAAACUACUGAUGUAGAAGGAAGACUGUCAGCGUUAUUACAGGAGACUAAAGAAUUAAAGAAUGAAAUUAAAGCUCUAUCUGAGGAAAGAACUGCUAUAAAAGAGCAGCUGGAUUCAUCUAACAGUACCAUCGCCAUUUUACAAAAUGAGAAAAACAAGCUACAGAUGGAAAUUACAGAUUCUAAAAAAGAACAAGAUGAUCUCUUGGUGCUGUUGGCUGAUCAAGAUCAGAAAAUAUUUUCAUUGAAGAAUAAACUCAAGGAAUUUGGUCAUCCAAUUGAAGAAGAAGAUGAACUGGAAUCUGGAGACCAAGCUGAUGAUGAUGAAGAUGAAGAUGAUGCGGAAGACCAGGAUCCUAUCUAACUCAGAUUUCUAGGAAUGAUAGAGAUUACGUUGUAACAUUGAAGACAGAGUCUUAAGACAAUGUUUUGGUCUGCCUGCUAAGAAAAUAAAGAUUCAGAAAGCCAAGUGGGAAGCUUUCACUAAUAAGAUUAUUGAUGUAUUUUUUUAAAUGAUGCCGCCCAUGUUGAAAAUCCUAAAACUGUAUGUGGAAAAUACAUCUUUUAUUUAAAUUCAUCAGAACUCUUCCAAAAUAUAAUUUGUAAAGAGCUUUAGACACCAAAAAUAAUUCAUUUUUAAGCACGUGGUGGCAAUGCUAUUUGCCUUAGUUUAUUGGUUGUUUACAUAAAUUCUGUAUUUGUCUAUUAUUUUCACUUUUCAGAAUAUGUGACUUUUAAGUACUAACCUAUUUGAUUUAAUGUGUAUUGAAUUGGAAUCAUUGUUCUAAAUUCAGCAGUAGAGCUCUUAGCUGAUUUUUUUUUUUUUUUUAAGAAAUGGGUUUACUUAAAGGCAAGAGAGCAGAGGUUGGAGAUAAUGUCUGUCAUCAACCUUCCAUCAGAUGUGACUCCUAAAAUGACCAGGGUAGGACAGCUUAGGAUGAGUGCCUUGACACCUCCGGCGUGGCUGCAUUCUGUACCUCAGUGAAGAAACAAGGAUACUGACACAAUGAAACGGAGGACGUUUCUGAGAACCUUUUGCAACAGAGUAUUAGCAUGUGUUUGGUUUUGUUUUUAUUUUAAGCUGAACAUCUAGAAAAAUUGCAAGUUAAUAGCUCGUACAAUUCAGAUUUAGCAUUGUUGUUAAAACAUAGUUUUAAAAAGACCCCCACACUAGGAGUUAUAUAAUUUAUUGGCAUUUUUGCUAAAUGGGUUUAAGUCAGGUAAUAGAUUUUUAAAAAACAAAUGAAGCAGUGUGUCAAAAUUCAGUGUUUUGGUAAUAAAAAUAGAUAUUACGUUCACUUAA
This is a messenger RNA of Loxodonta africana (African savanna elephant), 4011 nucleotides long. It is a transcript of the gene USO1, whose product is annotated as USO1 vesicle transport factor. Bases 163 to 3072 code for a protein of 969 amino acids. Gene Ontology annotation, molecular function: protein binding. The record is from RefSeq and is a predicted model, not a curated record. Gene Ontology annotation, biological process: endoplasmic reticulum to Golgi vesicle-mediated transport; intracellular protein transport; transcytosis. NCBI's taxonomy places the organism in Eukaryota, Metazoa, Chordata, Mammalia, Proboscidea, Elephantidae. Gene Ontology annotation, cellular component: ER to Golgi transport vesicle membrane; endoplasmic reticulum; Golgi membrane. The transcript is spliced from 25 exons.